This is a messenger RNA of Phlebotomus argentipes, 1650 nucleotides long. RefSeq lists its product as uncharacterized. The transcript is spliced from 5 exons. The record is from RefSeq and is a predicted model, not a curated record. The coding region runs from base 917 to 1342 and encodes 141 amino acids. NCBI's taxonomy places the organism in Eukaryota, Metazoa, Arthropoda, Insecta, Diptera, Psychodidae.
GAUCAUCCAAGUGCAAGGUGAACUCAGUAUUGUCUGAGUAUGUAGGCGAGAUACCAAAGAAGGAAUCUCGUUUCUUAGUUUUUCACAAUGAUUUCAUUUGAUUUUUGUCUCUAUUAACGUUCAGUUGUGCUUUGUACAUUAUGCUAGUGAUCAAGUUAGUUUUCUUAGUGAUUUUCGCUGCAGCUGUCAGUGCCUUGGAUUGCUACUAUUGCAAGAGUGAAGAUCACGGGGAUAAAUGCAUCAAUGAUACUUCCCAAUGGACCGUGAUGACAUGCCAACCUCACGAAAUAGCGUGCUAUAUAAGACUUCGUCGCGAAAAAGAGUAUGAUUUGGAUGGAUUCGCUGAAAGAGGAUGCGCUCUAAAUUUGAACUUCUGCAAGGAUUUACUUGGGCAACUGGGAGCAAGAAGACAGCUUCAAUAUUAUGAAAGUUGUGGAGUGUGCAACAGAGCGAAAUGCAACAUUAUUAAUGCUUUGGAGAUAAAUUCUUCAGGAAGGAACACGAUGAAUAUUCUCUCACUUCUGUUGCCUUUCCUUCUGAUUGCUACAAAGAUUUAAAUAUGAGAAAAUUCCUCAAUCACCAUUUAUGUAUAUAAAUAAUCUUGCUAGUACCAAAGGAUUGAGCGGAGUGAGAAUUAAAACUAUUAAAAAUAAAUGAUAACAUACCAUCAGGCAAGAGAGUUUAUUCACACAGGAAACGAGUGGAUCCCGAAAUAGCAAAUAUGUAAUAUUCCUCCUCUUCUGUCACUCAUAUGGAUGUCAUAAAUACUAUUGAGAUGAUCGGCGGGUAAUAAAGAAAAGUGCAAGGUAAACUCAAGAGUAGGCGAAAGCCAAAAAUGGAUCCACGCUCGAAACUUGAUUUUUCACAAUAAUCUCAUUUGACUCUUGACGCUGCUCGCUUUCAGUCGUGCUUUUCAAUGAUGUCAGUGAUCAAGCUGUUUCUCUUCACAUUGCUCGUUGCAACGGCGAGUGCCCUGGAUUGCUUCUACUGCAAAAGUGACGAUUACGGGAAUAAAUGCGUUAAGAAUGACACCUCCCAAUGGACCGUAAUGACAUGCCCACCUACCGAAAAAGCGUGCUUUAUAAGGCUCCAGCGGAAUACAAGAGAUGACAGCGAAGGAAUUGCCGAGAGAGGAUGUGCUGAGAAUCUGGAUUUCUGCAGGGAUCUCUUGGGUCCGUUAGGCGUCAGUUUUCGCUACUAUGAAAGCUGUGGCAUAUGCAAUGUGGCUAAGUGCAAUAACAUCAGUGCUUUGGACAUAAGUUCUUCCAUGAGAAAUUCCCUCAAUGUCCCUUUACUUCUCCUGUCCCUUUUGAUGAUUGUGAAGAGAAUCUUCAUGGGAUAAUGCAUGUUUUAAAGCGAGAAAUCGUUACCAUUAAACUGUAAAUAAACUGGUGCUUAUAAUCCUAAAAUAAAGCGCGAGUGAUUGUAACAACUAAAAAUAAAGUGGUCAGCUAGGAUGAUGAGAGUUUGAUCAAAAAUAGCACAGAAAAGUUUGUACAGUGACGUGUAAAACUGUCCAGGGGAUUUUAAUCAGAUUUUUAUUGACACAAUUAAGGUGAUUUUUUCUGUUAUUUAAGUCUUGAAAUAUUGAAAAUUACCUACUCAUAAUUUUGCUAAACUUUUGUAUUUUCUCUAUGAAAUUCUAUCAUU